CCGGCCGAGGCGCCGCGCCGUUGCGGCUGCGGGCGGCGACGGCUGCACCAUGGGCAGGCUGCUGCGGGCCGUCCGGCUGCCGCCGCUGCUGCCGCCGCUGCUGCUGCUGCUGGCCGGGGGAGCGUCCCUGGGCACAUGCGCGGCUGGGUCUGAUGAGCCUGGCCCCGAGGGCCUCACCUCCACCUCCUUGCUGGACCUCCUGCCACCCACGGGCCUGGAGCCGCUGGACUCGGAGGAACCCAGUGAGGCCAUGGGGCUGGGAGCUGGCCUGGGGGCCCCUGGCUCGGGCUUCCCCAGCGAAGAGAGUGAAGAGUCCCGCAUCCUGCAGCCGCCACAGUACUUCUGGGAAGAAGAGGAGGAGCUGAAUGACUCCAGCCUGGACCUGGGACCCACUGCAGACUACGUCUUUCCAGACUUGACGGAGAAGGCGGGUCCCAUAGAAGACACCAGCCAGGGCCAGGAGGUGCCGAGCCCGCCCUCACCCUUGCCCAAGAUGAACCUGGUGGAGCCACCCUGGCACAUGGCUCCUGGAGAAGAGGAGGAGGACGAGGAAGACGAGGAGGAGGAGGAGGAGGAGGAAAGGGAGAAGGAGGAGGUAGAGAAGGAAGAGGAAGAGGAAGAAGAGGAGGAGCUGCUGCCUGUGAACGGAUCCCAAGAAGAAGCCCAAACUCAGGGCCAUGGCUUUUCUCCCACCAGCGGCAGCAGGGUGCCAGGGGUUGCCAAGCACAGGCACGAAGAAUCUGGGGAACAGGCCUCCUCGGGUGUGGAGGUGGGCAGCAGCAUGGAGCCCAGUCUGUCACCGUCCGCAGUCACCCCGAGCACAGUGACCCCGGGGGGGCAGGACUUCGUCAGCCAGGAGACGGGGGGCACGACGCUGCCGGCCACGGGGCGUGGGGUGGAGUUUGAGGCUCCUCAGGAGGCAAGCGAGGAGGCCACCCUGGGAGCAGCGGGGUUGGCUGGCAAGCAAGCGGAGGUGCCGUCCUUAGCCUCGUUCCCUCAGACAGAAGCUCCCAGUGGGGCCGAGACCCCAGCUGAAGACCCCCUUUACCCUGGAGCCUCCGCCUCUCUCCCGCUGGCCCCCCGAGACGCGGAACUGACACCUGCCUCUGCCACCUUGGGGCAAGAAGACCUCAGCCAGCAGCCCCAGGAAGGACAGGCCACCGAAGCCCAGUCCAGAAUACCCUGGGAUUCUACUCAGGUGAUCUGCAAAGACUGGAGCAAUCUGGCCGGGAAAAACUACAUCAUUCUGAACAUGACAGAGAACAUAGACUGUGAGGUGUUCCGGCAGCACCGGGGGCUGCAGCUCCUGGCCCUGGUGGAGGAGGUGCUGCCCCGCCACGGCAGUGGCCGCCACGGGGACUGGCACAUCUCCCUGAGCAAGCCCAGCGAGAAGGAGCAGCACCUUCUAAUGACCUUGGUGGGCGAGCAGGGGGUGGUGCCCACUCAAGACGUCCUUUCCAUGCUGGGAGACAUCCGCAGGAAUCUGGUGGAGAUUGGCAUCCAGAACUACUCCACUACGAGCAGCUGCCAGGCCCGGGCCAGCCAGGUGCGCAGCGACUAUGGGACGCUCUUUGUGGUGCUGGUGGUCAUCGGUGCCAUCUGUGUGAUCAUCAUCGUGCUGGGCCUGCUCUAUAACUGCUGGCAGCGGCGGCUGCCCAAGCUCAAACACGUGUCCCACGGCGAGGAGCUGCGCUUCGUAGAGAACGGCUGCCACGACAACCCCACGCUGGACGUGGCCAGCGACAGCCAGUCGGAGAUGCAGGAGAAGCAGCCCAGCCUGAACGGCGGCGGGGCCGUCAACGGCCCGGGGGGCUGGAGCGCGCUCAUGGGGGGCAAGCGGGACCCUGAGGACUCGGACGUGUUUGAGGAGGACACGCACCUGUGAGGGCGCCCUCCGGCAGCUCUGGCCCGCUGUGACCCCGCGGCCGUACCCUCGCCCCGUUGGGACUGCGCCGGGACGAGCUGGGCGGAUCCGGAGCGGACAACCGCGCCUCCCCUCCCCUCCCGGCCCCGGCCGCUCUCCCGCAGCCCGGCCCUCGGUGCGGGGUCCUCCCGCUUCCCACAGACUCACGGAACAGUCUCGGCACAGCCCUCCCCAUCCCCGUCUGGCGCCCCCAGGAGCCGGUCCCAGAACGGCCCCGCUUCCCCGGCCGCGCCCCGGGACCCCCAUUAAAGCCGCCCGGAGACCACGCCGGGCCCAGCC
Acinonyx jubatus (cheetah) is the source of this 2203-nucleotide messenger RNA. RefSeq names its product podocalyxin like 2 (gene PODXL2). Bases 50 to 1885 code for a protein of 611 amino acids. The transcript is spliced from 8 exons. NCBI's taxonomy places the organism in Eukaryota, Metazoa, Chordata, Mammalia, Carnivora, Felidae. The record is from RefSeq and is a predicted model, not a curated record.